CCUUCAGGCUACCGUCGUGGUGACCGGAACGGCGCUUGAGAUUUACUUCCGGGCCUCCCUUUUGCUUCCCCCUUCCCUCCCUCACGUUUUUUUCCCCUCCCCCUGCUCCCGUUUCCCUUCAGUUUCUCUUUUUCUGGUGGAGGUCGGCUCCAGGCUCUGAGUCUGGGGUCUGGUGGAUGCAGAAGAGCCCCUGAAGCUGGAAGCCCGGAGGUGUGAGGAGUACUGGUAAUUGAGUUUUCUGUUCCAUGCAGAGGACGGAAGCAUGGCAUCCCUGCCUGGGUGUAUUGGCUUGGGUGCAGCCGCAGCCGCAGUGGAGUCGGAAGAGAUUGCAGAGCUGCAGCAAGCAGUGGUUGAAGAGCUGGGUAUCUCCAUGGAGGAACUCCGGCAGUUCAUUGAUGAAGAACUGGAGAAGAUGGACUGUGUCCAGCAGCGCAAGAAGCAGCUAGCCGAGUUGGAGACGUGGGUAAUACAGAAAGAGUCUGAGGUGGCUCAUGUUGACCAGCUCUUUGAUGAUGCAUCCAGGGCAGUGACUAAUUGUGAGUCUUUGGUGAAGGACUUCUACUCCAAGCUGGGACUACAAUAUCGAGACAGUAGCUCUGAAGACGAAGCUUCCCGGCCUACAGAAAUAAUUGAGAUUCCUGAUGAAGAUGAUGAUGUCCUUAGUAUUGAUUCAGGUGAUGCUGGGAGCAGAACUCCUAAAGAUCAGAAGCUCCGUGAAGCUAUGGCUGCUUUAAGAAAAUCAGCUCAAGAUGUCCAGAAGUUCAUGGAUGCUGUCAACAAGAAGAGCAGUUCCCAGGAUCUACACAAAGGAACCUUGAGUCAGAUGUCGGGUGAACUGAGCAAAGAUGGUGACCUGAUAGUCAGCAUGCGGAUUCUGGGCAAGAAGAGGACCAAGACGUGGCACAAAGGCACCCUGAUUGCCAUCCAGACGGUCGGGCCAGGGAAGAAGUACAAGGUGAAAUUUGACAACAAAGGAAAGAGUCUGCUGUCAGGGAACCAUAUUGCCUAUGAUUACCACCCUCCCGCUGACAAGCUGUUCGUGGGCAGUCGAGUGGUGGCCAAGUACAAAGAUGGGAACCAGGUCUGGCUCUAUGCUGGCAUUGUAGCCGAAACACCAAACGUCAAAAACAAGCUCAGGUUUCUCAUUUUCUUCGAUGAUGGCUACGCAUCCUAUGUCACACAGUCUGAACUGUAUCCCAUUUGCCGGCCAUUGAAGAAGACUUGGGAGGACAUAGAAGACGUCUCCUGCCGAGACUUCAUAGAGGAGUAUAUCACUGCCUACCCCAACCGACCCAUGGUGCUGCUCAAGAGUGGACAGCUUAUCAAGACUGAGUGGGAGGGCACAUGGUGGAAGUCACGAGUUGAGGAAGUGGACGGCAGCCUAGUCAGGAUCCUCUUCCUGGAUGACAAAAGAUGUGAGUGGAUCUAUCGAGGCUCUACACGGCUGGAGCCCAUGUUUAGCAUGAAGACAUCUUCGGCCUCUGCACUGGAAAAAAAGCAAGGGGGACAGUUCAGGACACGUCCAAAUAUGGGUGCGGUGAGAAGUAAAGGCCCUGUUGUCCAGUAUACACAGGAUCUGACCAGUACUGGGACCCAAUUCAAGCCAAUGGAGCCCCCACAGCCUACAGCCCCACCUGCCCCACCCAUCCCACCUACUUCACCUCUGUCGCCUCAAGCAGGUGACGCUGAAAGCUUGGAAAGCCAGCUUGCUCAAUCACGGAAGCAGGUAGCCAAAAAGAGCACAUCCUUUCGACCAGGAUCUGUGGGCUCUGGUCAUUCCUCCCCUACAUCCCCUGCACUCAGUGAAAGUGCCCCUGGUGGGAAACCUGCAGUCAACCAGACGUAUAGGUCACCUUUAGGUUCAUCAGCCUCUGCCCCAGCACCCCCGGCUCCUCCAGCACCCCCAGCACCCCCAGCACCCCCAGCCUUCCAUGGUAUGCUGGAGCGGGCCCCUGCAGAGCCCUCCUACCGUGCCCCCAUGGAGAAGCUUUUCUACUUACCUCACGUCUGCAGCUAUACUUGUCUGUCUCGGAUCAGACCUAUGAGGAAUGAGCAGUACCGGGGCAAGAACCCUCUGCUGGUCCCACUACUGUACGACUUCCGGCGAAUGACAGCCCGGCGCCGGGUUAAUCGCAAAAUGGGCUUUCAUGUUAUCUAUAAGACACCCUGCGGCCUCUGCCUUCGGACAAUGCAGGAGAUUGAACGCUACCUUUUUGAGACUGGCUGUGACUUCCUCUUUCUGGAGAUGUUCUGUUUAGAUCCAUAUGUUCUUGUGGACCGGAAGUUUCAGCCCUAUAAACCUUUUUACUAUAUCUUGGACAUCACCUACGGGAAGGAAGAUGUUCCCCUAUCCUGUGUCAAUGAGAUUGACACAACUCCUCCACCACAGGUGGCCUACAGCAAGGAACGGAUCCCUGGCAAGGGUGUUUUCAUUAACACGGGCCCUGAGUUUCUGGUCGGCUGCGACUGCAAGGAUGGGUGUCGGGACAAGUCUAAGUGUGUCUGCCAUCAGCUAACUAUCCAGGCUACUGCUUGUACCCCAGGGGGUCAGAUCAACCCUAACUCUGGCUACCAGUACAAGAGACUAGAAGAGUGUCUGCCCACAGGGGUAUAUGAGUGUAACAAACGCUGCAAAUGUGACCCAAACAUGUGCACAAACCGGUUGGUGCAGCAUGGACUACAGGUUCGCCUACAGCUAUUCAAGACACAGAACAAGGGCUGGGGUAUCCGCUGCUUGGAUGACAUUGCCAAAGGCUCUUUUGUUUGUAUUUAUGCAGGCAAGAUCCUGACAGAUGACUUUGCAGACAAGGAAGGCUUGGAAAUGGGUGAUGAAUACUUUGCAAAUCUGGACCAUAUCGAGAGCGUGGAGAACUUCAAGGAAGGAUAUGAGAGUGAUGCCCCCUGUUCCUCUGACAGCAGUGGUGUAGACUUAAAGGACCAGGAAGAUGGUAACAGUGGUACAGAGGAUGCUGAGGAGUCCAAUGAUGAUAGCUCAGAUGACAACUUCUGUAAGGAUGAGGACUUCAGCACCAGCUCAGUGUGGCGCAGCUAUGCUACCCGGAGGCAGACCCGAGGCCAGAAGGAAAAUGGACUGUCUGAGAUGGCUGCCAAAGACUCCCGUCCCCCAGACCUUGGGCCACCACAUAUGCCUGUCCCUCCCUCAGUCCCUGUAGGUGUCUGCAACCCACCUUCCUCCGAGGAGACACCCAAGAACAAGGUGGCCUCGUGGCUGAGCUGCAAUAGUAUCAGUGACGGUGCUUUUGACUCUGAUAGCCGCUCCUCCUUCAAGACUGGUGAAGGUAGCGCUGGGGGAGGCCGAGGGGAAGCUGAGAAAGCCACCGCCUCGGCACUGGGCAUCAAGGACGAGGGGGACGUCAAGCAGACCAAGAAGGAGGAACCUGAUGACCGAAGCAAGACAUCAGGAGCUACUGAAAGCUCUAGAAAUUAUGGUUACAAUCCUUCUCCCAUGAAGCCAGAAGGACUUCGCCGCCCACCGAGUAAGACAAAUCUACAUCAGAGCCGACGACUCAUGGCCUCUGCUCAGGCCAACACUGAUGAUGUUCUGACACUGUCCAGCAGCACAGAGAGUGAGGGGGAAAGUGGGACCAGCCGGAAGCCCACCGCUGGUCAGACUGCAGCCACGGCGGUUGACAGUGAUGACAUCCAGACCAUCUCCUCCGGCUCCGAAGGAGAUGACUUUGAGGACAAAAAGAACAUGUCUGGUCCAACCAAGCGCCAGGUGGCAGUAAAGUCAACCCGGGGCUUUGCUCUUAAAUCAACCCAUGGGAUUGCUAUUAAGUCAACCAACAUGGCCUCUGUGGAGAAGGGAGAUAGCGCCCCAGUUCGUAAGAACACACGCCAGUUCUACGAUGGUGAGGAGUCUUGUUACAUCAUUGACGCCAAGCUUGAAGGCAACCUGGGCCGCUACCUCAAUCACAGUUGCAGCCCCAACCUGUUUGUCCAGAAUGUCUUCGUGGACACCCAUGAUCUUCGCUUCCCUUGGGUGGCCUUCUUUGCCAGCAAGAGAAUCCGGGCUGGGACGGAACUGACGUGGGACUACAACUACGAGGUGGGCAGUGUGGAAGGCAAGGAGCUGCUCUGCUGCUGUGGCGCCAUCGAAUGCAGAGGGCGUCUUCUCUAGAGGACUGCCUUCCUCCUGCCCUGCAGACCCCUUCUUGAACUGGCCUUUCCUCAGGAACUGGGUCUUCCUGACCGUUGAACACUGAUCCCCUAGUCUCUAGUCUAGCUACUCCCCCAGCUCCUAGUAGGUAGAAACAGGGGUUCUGGGUCAGGAGAUCCCGCCCUUCAUGGUGCUAGCAGGCAGGGCUCCUUCUCAUCCUCCUGAGGCACCAGGAGGUGGGAGAAGACGACCACUCUAACCCGGGCCUGACCUCCCUUUAGCCCUGCCACGUCCCUCCCGUCCCACAUCGGUUCAAGUGUUGAUGCUCCCAACAGACGUUAUUCCUGGAAUGGGGACUGUGUAUCUGCUACCCCGGUUUGUAUUGUAUCCAGAAAAUCUUUUAACAAGAUGAUAAAACGAA
This is a messenger RNA of Oryctolagus cuniculus (rabbit), 4541 nucleotides long. RefSeq names its product SET domain bifurcated histone lysine methyltransferase 1 (gene SETDB1). Gene Ontology annotation, molecular function: protein binding; histone H3K9 methyltransferase activity; zinc ion binding. The record is from RefSeq and is a predicted model, not a curated record. Gene Ontology annotation, cellular component: nucleus. Lineage: Eukaryota; Metazoa; Chordata; Mammalia; Lagomorpha; Leporidae. Gene Ontology annotation, biological process: heterochromatin organization; negative regulation of gene expression.